CGUUUCCUGAACAGAUGAACAUUUGUGUUUUUUAAACAAGAAACUGUUUAUUCUUCAUAUGAGGUUAUUUUAAAAAAAAAAUGGAUAUGAUGUACAAUUACUAAACACCCGCUGUGAAGUGGAAAACAUUUUCCACAAACAAACAAAACAAAAUUGGAUUGGAUUGGUCUAAGCAGAUUCGCUGUUGGUGAAGUUUCGCUGCACUGAGCGUUUGUAAAUCUGCGUCGUGGUGCUAAAGGCACAGCUAAGGUUAGUCAGCUGAUUCAUUCACAUGACAAACCCGUUUAGCUUCGGUCCCGUUUACCGGUGCUGUGCAAGUACACAAGAGAAUUGUUUCCAUACGACGGAAACCAUCCUAUUAAAGUUAGUUUGGGGGCUACACGGAGAAAACGGAUGAGUGAAGAUAUCGGACGGUCCACAAACAGCUAACUAUGCUACUAAAAACACACUGAGUCCACACAAAGAGGAGCAGCCAGGGUUAGCUACGCGGCUUCAGCACUGUUGAUGUGCUGUUCACUCCUGUAGAUUUUCUGUUUUCACUUCCUCUAGGAACUUGCUCAUAGCUUCCAAAAUGAAUCCAGAGGGGAAGAGGCUUUUAAACAUUGUUAUCCUAGGAUUCGGCUUUAUGUUCAUGUUCACAGCUUUUCAAACAUGUGGAAAUAUAGAGCAAACGGUUAUCAAGAGCUUCAAUAGCACUGAGUUCCAUGGAAGCGGGUAUACGAGUAUGGCCAUCAUCUAUGGAGUUUUCUCUGCAUCCAACCUGAUCGCUCCUUCAGUGGUGGCUGUCAUUGGACCACAGCUAUCAAUGUUCUUUAGUGGGCUUUUGUACAGCGGCUACAUCGCCAUGUUCAUUUACCCGUACACAUGGAGCUUCUACACAGCGUCUGUGUUGGUUGGAAUUGGAGCAGCGGUGCUCUGGACGGCUCAGGGUAAUGUGCUCACCAUCAACUCCAAUGACGCCACCAUCGGAAGAAACAGUGGCAUAUUCUGGGCGCUGCUGCAAUUCAGCUUGUUCUUUGGAAAUCUCUACAUAUACUGUGCCUGGCACGGACAUGUCCACAUAACAGACAAAGACCGUCAGACGGUGUUCAUCUCUCUCACGGUGAUCAGUCUGGUUGGCUGCUUCCUCUUCUUUUUGAUCCGGAAGCCUGACCCUGAAUCCUCUCCCGCCGAGGCGUCAGAGUCCCUGCUGCAGGCCGAAUCCACAGAGAGCUCCACAGCUAGCUCAUCUCACUCAGGCCUCUGCUCACAGGCUCUGAAUGCUUUUGUCCAAGCGUGCAAAAUAUUUGUCACCAAAGAGAUGAUGCUGCUGAGCAUCUCCAUAGGAUACACAGGCUUGGAGCUCACCUUCUACAGCGGGGUGUACGGGACGUGUAUUGGAUCGAUGACCCGGUUUGGCCAAGAUGCAAAGAGUUUGAUCGGUAUCUCUGGGAUCUGCAUCGGCAUAGGCGAGAUCUUAGGAGGGGGCGUGUUUGGGAUGCUGAACAAGUGCAACCGGUUUGGUAGGAACCCAGUGGUGCUGCUGGGGCUCAUCACUCACUUUGUUGCCUUUUACCUGAUUUUCCUGAACAUUGCAAGCGAUGCUCCUCUGGCCCCGGAGGCAGGAACAGAUCUGCAGGCCUACAUCAGCCCCAGUGUCAGCGUGGCAUUGCUCUGCAGCUUCCUGCUCGGUCUGGGCGACAGCUGCUUCAACACUCAGCUUCUCAGCAUCAUUGGCUUCAUGUUCCGUGACAACAGCGCUCCCGCCUUCGCCGUGUUCAAGUUCAUCCAGUCCAUCAUGGCCGCUUUGGCCUUCUUCUACAGUAACUACCUGCUGCUGCACUGGCAGCUGCUCAUCCUGGUGCUGGCCGGUUUUCUGGGCUCGAUGAUGUUCUUCGUGGCCGAGUGGAUGGCGGAGUCCAGCAGGCGGGAAUCGGACUACGACAGCAUCUGAUCUGGUUCCGGUGAGGAUGUGGAGGGCACAGCUGGAGAUGUUUCGCUCUCCACAGCUGGAAAAAUCAGCCAGGGAUGAUGAAGGUAUCCUCUGCUAACAGAGACUGACACUGUGGUAUGUUUAGUUUAUAUGGAGCCACCCGGUCUGUACGGAGCCUGGCAGUGGCUGCAGGAGAACCAAACACUCAUCUUGAUCUCAACAUUUUUCUAUACUGAAUCUAAAGGCAUGGGGAGGUAUUGUGUGCACACCAGAUAUACCUCAUUUAGUUUCAUUCAUGGCCUGUCUUUCAUCGUGUUGUGCACACAAUAUGGUAAUCGAUCUAAACUAAAUAUGAAAAUAUACAUGGCAUGAUGAGUAGAGAUUUCUUAAUCAAGUAUCAAGCACUUUUGAUUCAAGGCCUGUCAGCUAUGAUAUAAAGUAACAGUAAUGGGCCCACGGCUAGUGCCUGUACAGAGAGCUCCUGAGGAGUAACACUGACUAUAUCAUGAAUCAGCUGCAGGUUUUAAUGUUUUCAGUUGGUGCAGCUGCUGUGGCUGCAUGUGUAGACUUACAUGAUAACUCCGGCAUUUUUGAACCUGGGCCUUAUUUUCUAUGUUUUUGAGUGUAACUAUUGGCAAAAUAUCCUUUUUUUUCCUCUUUUUUUUUUUUUUAAACAACCAUUAUGUCCCUACGUUCAAAGACACCAGACUCCAUUGUGUGACUUUCAGUGGUGGAGGAACUAUUCAGACCCUUCAGUUAAAGUACCACACAAAAAACACAAACAAACGAAUUGUGGCAGCGGUAGACCAGCAACUUCUGCGAGGUAAAAUGUUUUUAUCAAGGAGCCUGGUGGCUUUGAACGUAGCGAUAUAACAGCUGUUCCAUGUUUAAAAAAAGAUCUUACUUUUAAACACAAAAGUCUAUCUCUGAAGGAAUCCAUAAUGUUGUCAGACAACAAUCUGAACCUGUCAGUACCAAAAGAAGAACUUUUGUGGGCGUAUUUUGAUGUGAACAGCUGCACCAUUUUUAUUACAUUGCAACAGCUGUUUGUCUUGGUCAAUAGUAGACUGAAUGCAAAGAUAUUUGUCCCUAACAAUCCUUUACACCCAAAAAUGUGAGGAAAAUAAGCCCCAGGUUGAAGAAAAAUCCUGUAAGUUAUCCUUUAAAGGAUAAAUGUGGUGUUUUCUUCUAUUCUAUAUUUUUCUUUUUCUCAACAACUCCCAUGAAAAGACCAAAAUCAACAGUGAGUGAGUUCCAUUAACAAGCGUCAGAGCGUGAAAUAGCUGAUUCCUCUGAGCCACAGAGCUCCACUGUUUUCAAACACUAUUAAAACACAUCAGUGAGCCUCACUGUUGCACUG
Seriola dumerili (greater amberjack) is the source of this 3272-nucleotide messenger RNA. RefSeq names its product major facilitator superfamily domain containing 11 (gene mfsd11). Lineage: Eukaryota; Metazoa; Chordata; Actinopteri; Carangiformes; Carangidae. The record is from RefSeq and is a predicted model, not a curated record. The transcript has 14 exons. The coding region runs from base 572 to 1933 and encodes 453 amino acids.